AUGGCGUCUAGUUGCUGUAUUUGCUGCGAGAUCUUGCUCGCGAUCCUUCUUCCUCCUCUUGGAGUUUGUCUCAGGCAUGGCUGUUGCACCGUUGAGUUCUUCAUUUGUUUGAUCCUGACUUGCUUAGGGUACCUCCCGGGAAUAAUAUACGCGAUCUACACAAUCUUGUGCAUGAACCCUGAUGAGUACUCUGAUGAAUACACGCGUAUCUACUAUGUUGCUUGA
Messenger RNA from Arabis nemorensis, 225 nucleotides. Lineage: Eukaryota; Viridiplantae; Streptophyta; Magnoliopsida; Brassicales; Brassicaceae. The record is from the annotation of a GenBank genome assembly.